This is a messenger RNA of Capsaspora owczarzaki ATCC 30864, 3796 nucleotides long. RefSeq lists its product as hypothetical. The record is from RefSeq and is a predicted model, not a curated record. NCBI's taxonomy places the organism in Eukaryota, Filasterea, Ministeriida, Capsasporidae. Gene Ontology annotation, molecular function: zinc ion binding; DNA-binding transcription factor activity, RNA polymerase II-specific. The transcript has 3 exons. Gene Ontology annotation, biological process: regulation of DNA-templated transcription. Bases 120 to 3599 code for a protein of 1159 amino acids.
GCACAGCACAGGGCACAAGCAACAAACCAAGCAAACACAGAAACAAGAACACAACACACAACAACACACUUCACAUUCAAAAAAGCAAGGUCGCAGAACAUCCCGAGAGCAAAAUACAAAUGGACGAGGUGGAGCUCGGACCGCCGCACCCGGCCUUGUCGCUCGCCUUACACAGCAGAGCGUCCGCGUCGGCCGCGGGCAACCUGGAGGCACUGACGCGGGGGUCCAACAUGGCCAACCUGCCACUCGUGCACAGCCCAUCGUCAGCCUCGCCUGGUGCUGGUGCGGGUGCUGGUGCUGGCCCUGCAGGCGUGAUGGGCUUUGGCGGAGGCGGUCGACCGGGGAUGCUGGGAGCGGCAGCAAGUUCAACCGCCGGCUUAUUACAGUACGCAGUCCCCCAGCCACCGGCAUUCGGCGCCUACCCGUUCCCCACAGGCCCUGUCGUCGGCAUGUCCAACGUCGCAGCGCAGUACCACGCAGCGGCGCAGGUCGCAGCAGCAGCACAGGCAGCGGCAGCGGCAGCAGCAGCCAUGCAGCCGCUUUCAUCCGCAUUCGUCCACCACCCUUACGCGGCCUUCCCCCCACCAGCGGCCAUGCAGCAGCAGGACGCCGCGGCCCAGCAGUUUUAUCAGCAGCAGCAGCAGCAGCAGCAACAGCAACAGCAGCGUGGGCCUACAGCAGCAGCAGCAGCAGCAGCAGCCGCGACGGCAGCACCAACGACAGCACCAACCAUGAACAAUGGCGGCUCGGCGCGGAUUGGCAAAGCGUGUGUUCCAUGCAACCGCGCCAAGUCGUCCUGCGAGACUGCGCGGCCAUGCACGCGAUGCAUCCGCCUCAAGCGUGAGGACCAGUGCAUCGACGUCGAGCACAAGCCACGCGGGCGCAAAGUGGGCGGCGGUAAUCACAAGGACCAGAAUCACCACCAGAACGCAGCAGCAGCAGCCAGUCAGGCGCACCAGGCCUACCACCAUCCGCAUCACCCGCAUCAGCAUCAGCAUCAGCAUCAUAGUCAUCAUGGACACGACGACCUGGGCACGGCCGUUGGGCUGUAUAACCCGGCGACCAUGGAGCCAGUCUACCACGAUCCAGCGUCACAAGCUCAGGCGUCGGAGGGACAGCUCGCAAUGAUGGCGGCCGCUGCUGCUGCAAUGCACAGCGCCGACGUUGCCUCCGCAUCGACGGCGGCGGCGGCGAAUCUCAUGAUGAAGCACAAUAAUGCCGGGAGCAGCGGCUCAGACGGCGAAAUCGCGUCGCUCGCCGGCUCAGUCGUGCCAAUCAUGGGAGCCGCCAAUGCGCGAGCUGGUAAACGCGCGUCCACCUCCGCGAGCAGAGGAACGUUAUCCUCGUCAUCGUCGUCAACAAAUGUUGGAACGGCGGCUGCAGGAAUUAGUGCCGCCGUCGCCAUGAGCUUCCAAGUGAUGAACGGGCGGGCUUCCUUCCAAGACGGUUCUGCUGCUGCUGGUGGUGGCGGUGGUGGUGGUGGUGGUGGUGGAGCGGACUCUACCGGAUCCGCUGCUUCCAACUCGGAUUCAGACGAAAUGGCGGCGAUGGACGUGUCGCACAACAAUCAUCACUCUGGUCAAGACACAACGGGCAAAAUGUCCUUGCUCGAACCAAGUCCCUUCCCGCUAUCCAGCCUGGCAUCGCCUUCCUUUAACGCAUUCUCACCUUCCAUGCUUGCCACGCCUGGCCCAGCAACGCCCGGCAAUGCCACUCUCCAGCACGCGUCGCAUUCGCACGCAUCCAUGGUGGACACAAUCAAACUCGAUCCCGCUCGCACCACCGCCCCUGCAGCCACGUCGUCUUCGCGCCCUGCCGUUGUUGUUCCACCCAACAAGCGCGAGCUCAUGUCCAUCGACACGCUCCUCGCCAGCGUCACCACAUCGACCUUCUCGCCGCAGACUGUCCCACCGACACAGCUGGUUACAUCGCCCAACAACCCCGUGCCAAUCUCGCCGCGCCUGUUGCAACAUCGCAUUCCAUCGCCACCGCCAUCAGCGACGUCAACGGCGGCGUCACACCACUCGGCCGACUCGCCACACUCCCAGAGCCACCGAAACUCCCUCGCUGAGACAUCGCCAGCAGUUCCAUUGCCAAUAAUUCGAGACUCCCCCAUGCAUUCGGCCAGUACGACCGCGCACGACAUGGACACCUCGACAGGCGCUACCCGCUCGUCCGCAGCCGCCAUCCCCAGCAACAACGUCAAUAUCAACAAGCGCUCUCCUGCCAGCUCGACGCAAGGGCUUUCGCCGCCGCGUCCUGACGAUCCGGGUGCCAGCACCACUGUCGCCAUGGACACAUCUGGCAGCAGCGGUAGAGCUGAGGGGGUGGACACCACGCCGGCGAAUGAGUCGGACGCUUCGACAGCCGCUGCCGGCGGGGAAACGCCUCUGUCAACCCUCACAUCAACGGACCUUGCCAACUUUGGGCGUCGGGCUUUGCCGCUUGUUGUCAACGGUGAUGCGGCCGUCCCUCUCACGCCAUCUGCUGCGGCGGCAUCCGUGCUCGGAGCUGUCAAUGCAGCACACAAUGGCACGGCGCGGGUCACCUCGGCUUCCCUCGCCGCUCUGAACAGCAAGGCACCCGAGUUUGUAACCCCGCUCAACGUGCUACAGCACGUAGCUUUGCCAGACUCUCACACCUCAAGACCAUCGCAACUUCAACUUGCCCUUGCUUCGACGCAAGAAACGACAGCCAUGCAGACGCAUCGCUUCAUGCCGCCACCCGAAACAACAGACAUUGUAGAACUGGACACCAACGGACGGACCACCACCAUUGCAACCAUGUUGACGAGCGCGCCAGCAGCGUCACUUGGCUCUCUCACAUGCGCAAUGUUCUGCUCUGGUACUCCGAUGGACAUCCUCUUCCUUGCAAUUCUCAUCGACUUGAUUGCCAACCGGCUCGUCAAAAUGUCGUCCAAUGCGCUGGCACAGGCGUCGCAUCGCACGCAAAUUUUGAAUCAAAUGCGGUUCCCGGUCUCGCUCAUGUUCUUGGUGAUGCCAAAGGAUUACGCAAAUUGCUUGCUCGAGAGCUUGUUGGGCGCCAUCGGCAAGUCCAUCACCCCGUUUGAAUUGGUAUGGACGCUGCAAAGCCCGCUCGAACGCAGCAUUGCGGACGACUGGCCAGUUGCCGCCAUCAAGAUCGAGUUUCAACCCGUCACCGAUGCCCAAGGUGUUGUGAUUGAGUUGCGCGCGUCCGUCUACGUCAACCAAGAGAUGGAGCGACUGUUCGGCUACACUCGUCAGGAGGUGCUUCAGAUGUGUGUCAACAACGAAGAUUUCAUUUGCCGCAUCAUCCAUCGCGGCUCGUGGCACACUUCUCUGGCCAGCUCCAUUGACGGCUGGUUUGGCAUCAAGUCCGAGUUCCGACAUGUCGUCAUGUGCAACACCAAGUGGAACUCCACCUUGCGAUGCAUCGAGGCCGCGCGGUACAAGCACUCUGCCGAGGGCAUCAUUGAAGCUGUUACGCACACGUACACCCCACUGCCCGAACUGCGGCCUCCUGCCACCCCUUCCGCAAGCAGUGGUCUAGGAACGACGCCGGCGGCCUCAGCCGCUGCUGGCUCCGAGCCACCGGCUUCGUCUCAAGCGUCUGCGUAGAUGACACUCGUGUUGGGAGUUGUGGGGCAAAAGGUCUUUUGUUUUUCCGUUUCCUGUACUGUAGCAUACUUUUUGUUUUUAUGUGUGACUCGUCCUGAUUUGAUCGCUCCGACUUUGUGAUACUUCGUCCUUUUGUUUUUUCUGUUGUUUGUUGCGUUCGUUUUUUUCGUGUAAACUGGAUUUCUUUCCAAAGCCGC